Molecule: messenger RNA, 1555 nt
Organism: Rhododendron vialii
Lineage: Eukaryota; Viridiplantae; Streptophyta; Magnoliopsida; Ericales; Ericaceae
Exons: 9
Coding region: 240-1331 (363 amino acids)
Biological process (GO): SREBP signaling pathway
Cellular component (GO): endoplasmic reticulum; endoplasmic reticulum membrane
Molecular function (GO): ubiquitin protein ligase binding; cholesterol binding
Source: RefSeq, a predicted model, not a curated record
UCCUAAUCAAACUUAAAAUUUUUAUUUUCUUCUCCAUUUCUCUCCUAAUCAAUCAGUGGAAGUGGAAAUUGUUUAAUUUUCUUUUCCUUUUCUUACCUUUUUCUUAAACUUUCAAACAGAGCCUUGCUCUACUUUUGAUCAGGCCGAAACCAGUAAUUGUUCCUUUCUUCGAUUUCCAGUACUGGAAGCGAGCGAAAGCUAGAGAGAGAGAGAGAGAGAGAGCGCUCUGACAAACCGCCAUGGACGCAGAGCAACGCAGGGCAGCGGCUCAACAAGAAAGAGGAGGAGGGGGACUAGGUUUAACUCUUCUCGUCGCACUCCUCGUUGCAUUCUUCUCUUUGGUACUCAUUCCAUCAUUGCCGGCGGCAAAAAAUAGCAUAUCAAUUUUACACCAAGUUCCAGAAGGCCAUGUUGGGGUAUACUGGAUAGGAGGUGCCCUUCUAAAAACAAUUACACCCCCAGGUUUUCAUGUGAAAAUGCCUUUGAUAACGCACUUUGAGCCCAUUCAAGUGACCCUUCAAACAGAUCUGGUGAGGGAUAUCCCAUGUGGUACAAAAGGGGGCGUUCUGAUCAACUUUGAGAAAAUAGAGGUUGUUAACCGCCUUCAUAAAGAUUUCGUGUAUGAUACACUGCGGGAUUAUGGUGUACAGUAUGAUAACACUUGGAUAUAUGACAAAAUUCAUCACGAGAUCAAUCAGUUCUGCAGCGCUCAUUCCCUUCAACAAGUCUACAUCGAUAUGUUUGACCAGAUUGAUGAAAAAAUGAAGGAUGCUCUUCAGGCGGAUUGCACACGGUAUGCUCCUGGUAUUGAAAUUAUUAGCGUCCGUGUCACAAAACCUUCCAUACCUGAAAGUAUAAGACGCAAUUUCGAACAGAUGGAAGGGGAACGUACCAAGGUUCUGAUAGCCGUAGAGAGGCAAAGGGUGGUUGAGAAAGAGGCUGAGACACAGAAGAAGGUUGCAAUAAGUGAAGCUGAGAAGAAUGCUCAAGUUAGCAUGAUCCAGAUGGAACAAAAGUUGAUGGAGAAGGAUAGUGCUAGGAGGCAAGAAGAAAUUGCGAAUGAAAUGUACAAAGCUCGCGAGAAGAGCUUGGCUGAUGCCGAUUUCUAUAGAGCAAUGAAAGAAGCAGAAGCAAACAAGUUGAGGCUUACACCCCAAUAUUUGGAGCUGAAAUUCAUCGAAGCAAUUACUAACAACUCAAAAAUUUUCUUUGGAAAUAAGAUCCCCAAUAUGGUUUUCGAUCAGAGGCUGCUUGGAAACUUUUUCCGAGAUUUAACCAGAAACGACAACUCAGAAGCUGAGAGUUCUAAAACCAUGGAUGCGGUGGGAUGAAACAGUUUUAUAUAUCAUGAGGAACUUUCCUGACAGAAAAUGAUGCUUUGUCUUGGAUUCUUAAAUAUCCGGUGGCUGCCCUGUUUUUUAAGAUGCUAUCGGCGAUAAAUUUGAAAUGUGUGCUAAAUGGUUACAUUCCACUAUGACAAGUGCUACAAUACACACCUCUUAUUUUGGUGUGUAUCAUAUGCACCCUCUUUAAUUACCAUUAGAUGCUUGAAAAA